This is a messenger RNA of Echinostoma caproni, 669 nucleotides long. NCBI's taxonomy places the organism in Eukaryota, Metazoa, Platyhelminthes, Trematoda, Plagiorchiida, Echinostomatidae. The record is from the annotation of a GenBank genome assembly.
AUGGCGCGUGACUCAAACUCCGCCGAACCACGUUUUUGGAGGCUGGUCUUCGGUGAUAGGCGCGGCGAGAUGUCGACUCUAAUAAUAUCGUCACUGUUGUCUGGUGGCUUGGGUGUUCUUCUCGGUUGGGCUCUGGCCAGACGUUUUGCUGUGAGGCGGGUAAGUUGGAGAUAUGCGAUUGUUACGAGUUUUCUACAGCAUACAGUUAUCCCGUAUAAACCUCUCCCGGGAAAAAUGAAAUUGGUCUUGGUUGUGCGCACCGAUUUGAAUAUGGGAAAGGGAAAAGUCGCGGCCCAGGUAUGCUCUCACGCAACGCUCUGCUGCUACGAAUACGCGUUGGAGGAUUGCCCUGCCGUACUUCAAGCAUGGGAACGACAAGGCCAGCCAAAAAUUGUUCUGAAGGCGGGAUCUUUGGAAGAACUAGAAUCGCUAUCAGCCAAAGCUGAUUCGCUGGGCCUUGUGAAUGCUAUCAUUCACGAUGCAGGACAUACUCAAGUAGCUGAAGGCACCGCCACGGUGCUGGGUAUCGGCCCAGGUAUGCGAGUUCGAGCGUUCGGUGGCGGGGCUCGAACCUCGGACCAUAUUGUCCAAAACACACCGGUGACUGACUGCGCCGCAACCACCCCUGUAAAGGCAUUAAUCCUAGUUUUCCUUCUACUGAGCGAGUAA